ACAACCAUGAGCGCCGUACAGGCAAAGCAGGUCAACCCCCUCCUCGCCGCCUACCUUCGUAGCCUCUCCGCAAAUCCCCUCAGGACGAAGGCGAUCACCACCGCCCUCCUGCAGUUCUUCCAGGAGAUCCUCGCCUCGCACCUCGCAGGCGCGCCCCCGCCGCGCGUCGCCAAGGACGCGCCCCUCCUCGUCCACCUCCUCGCGCGCGCCCAGGUGUCGGGCAAGGCGUUCAAGAUGGCCGCCUACGGCGCGCUCAUCUCCGCGCCCCUCUCGCACUCGCUCGUCAACGCGCUCCAGAAGUUCUUCGCCGGCAAGACGGGCCUCCAGGCGCGCCUCGGGAUGCUGCUCGCGAGCCAGCUCAUCGUCGCGCCCAUCCAGAUCUUCUCGUACUUGUCGUGCAUGGCCGUCAUCAACGGCGCCAAGUCGGUCGACGAAGUCGCCAAGACGCUUCGGGCAGGGUUCGGCAGGGUCUUGCGCAUUACGUGGAUGACGUCGCCCGUGUACACCGUCUUCGCGCAGCAGUUCCUGCCCCCGGAGAUGUGGGUCCCCUUCUUCAACUUCAUGCAGUUCCUCACCGGGACCUACUUCAACACCAAGCUCAAGAAGCUGCGCCUCGAGGCGGACGCCAAGGCCAAGAAGGAGCGCGAGGACAAGAAGGACUGACCGCACUACCACAAAACAGGUACCACACAUAGCACGGCUGCUGCAUUUCUUGGUUUACAAGCCCGUCCUCUACUGCACAUUACCCACGUCCGUAUUCUGGUCCUAUAUAGUAGUGCAUAUAUACACACCCAACUACUUGAGCCGCCCG
Molecule: messenger RNA, 811 nt
Organism: Dichomitus squalens LYAD-421 SS1
Lineage: Eukaryota; Fungi; Basidiomycota; Agaricomycetes; Polyporales; Polyporaceae
Exons: 5
Coding region: 7-663 (218 amino acids)
Cellular component (GO): membrane; cytoplasm
Source: RefSeq, a predicted model, not a curated record